This is a messenger RNA of Scaptodrosophila lebanonensis, 1305 nucleotides long. It is a transcript of the gene IPIP, whose product is annotated as sesquipedalian-1. Gene Ontology annotation, biological process: retrograde transport, endosome to Golgi; receptor recycling; endosome organization. The transcript is spliced from 3 exons. NCBI's taxonomy places the organism in Eukaryota, Metazoa, Arthropoda, Insecta, Diptera, Drosophilidae. Gene Ontology annotation, cellular component: early endosome; recycling endosome; trans-Golgi network. Bases 301 to 1146 code for a protein of 281 amino acids. The record is from RefSeq and is a predicted model, not a curated record.
CUUUAUCAUUUGAUGAGGAUGGCGUCGAUUGUUGAAAAUUCGUCAAAUGGAAUGUGCCGUUCGUAUCAUAGAAUUUGUAGCCCAGCAUUUCGAGAGCUAUUUCUGUGAUUCAGCUUAUUUCGUUUGAAGAAUUAUUUUGGCAACACUGGCAGCUAACAGCUGUUUCUACUGCAGGCGUCAUUCUUGUUACCUGCACAAUUUAGAUGUUUUUUAAUACCUGCAAUAAUAUAAUCGUAAAUAUGCACUAAAGAUAAAGCAAUUUAUGAGGUCGACCUGCGUGUAUCUCAUCAAAACCGAGCCAUGAAGAUCAACGAGAAGAAUUUGUGCGUUUUUGCGAAAAAGCCGCCGUAUGAUAUGGAUGGUUUUCUAAGAAAACGGGGCGAGGGCAACCGAGCAUUUCAGAAACGGUACUUUGUGCUGAAAGGUAACCUUCUAUUCUAUUUUGAGACGCAAUACGAUAAGGAGCCACUGGGCCUAAUCAUUGUCGAAGGCUGUACCAUAGAAUUAACAGAGGAUGUGGAGAGUUAUUGUUUUGAAAUUGCAUUCAAUGGUAAUCGUACCUACGUAUUGGCAACCGACACGCAGGAGAGCAUGGAGGCAUGGAUGAAGGCUCUAACAUGCGCCGGUUACGAGUAUAGACGCGCAAUUCUUGAAAACUUGCAGCGCAAGCUGAACGAACUAGAAGAAUCGAAAAACCGUGCUGUUAGCGCUACCCCAAAUGCGAGGCCUAAUCCGCCUCCUAGACGACAAAAUCCUUUUGAUCGUCGUGCGCCACCACUGCCCCCCGAUGCUAAGUCAAACGGAAAAACUGGCGUUGCUUUGCCAUCAAUGGCAUUUUCAGUGGAGCAUUUUGGUCAAAGUUUGACACUAGACAAUGGCAACAACAACAACACAAAUUGUUCGCGCACUGAUGCAGGCCGACGCAGUGAAUUCUUCGUUCCAGCAGCGGCUGUCACGCCUAUAGCGCCAACAGUAUUACCACGCAGUAACAACAACAAUAGUGGCAAAGAUAACAAAAUGCUGCAGGAGCAGAGACGGGCUAAAGCCAUGGCGGCGUUUAAGGAGAGGCAUGCUUUUUUUAAUCAGAUUGUUAUGCGUGAUAUCAACGAUUACCGUGCGCGCCUUAAGCCACUUGUGGACAUAUGAUGGCCAAGGAGGAGAGGCACGAAAAUUUACAAAAACAGAAACAAACAUACAUAUGUAAGAUGCCAAUACACUGUAUUAUUAUAAACUUUGUGCUAAAUUGAGAUCCUAAACAUUGUUAAUUAUAUCUAUUUAUGUUCAAUAUACAUACUUACAUUUUUA